Messenger RNA from Phlebotomus argentipes, 2358 nucleotides. Its product is annotated as ribosomal protein S6 kinase delta-1-like. Gene Ontology annotation, biological process: protein phosphorylation. Gene Ontology annotation, molecular function: protein kinase activity; ATP binding; phosphatidylinositol binding. The coding region runs from base 138 to 2243 and encodes 701 amino acids. Lineage: Eukaryota; Metazoa; Arthropoda; Insecta; Diptera; Psychodidae. The transcript has 3 exons. The record is from RefSeq and is a predicted model, not a curated record.
UUUUGUCCCGUGAAAUUCCGUGUUUUGUUUUGCAAAUUGUGCAAUAAAUUGUGUGUGAAAUGUUGUGCAAUUUUCCUGGCUAAAUCUCACCCAUUCGGCAGUGCUGAGGGUGUAAAAAGAACCCCCUGGGGGCGACAAUGGCGUCGGCGGAGGAAGGAUGGGUGCAUAGUUUCUCCAUAAAUGAGAUUUCGCGACACAAGAAAGGCUACACAAUCUACAAAAUAACAUCAAUAGUAUUCCCGCGAUUUGUGCCCGAGGCACUGUCGUGUGUGACAGUGUGGAAGCGCUUCAGUGAGAUCAAGACGCUCCACAAGGAGAUACACCGUCGCCACCGAGCGCUCAAGUUGUCCGGGAAAGUGCCUAAACUCGAGGACAGAUACUUCUUCCGGCGAUUCGACGCGGAAGUCAUUGGCGAGCGGCGUCAGUACAUCAUUGAGCUGCUGGAGUUCGUCGCCAUGCAUCCGGCACUGUAUACGAGUGAGGUGUUCGUGAAGUUCCUGCGCGGCGGUCACACGCCGAACACCUCGCCAAGUCACAAGGGGAACAUCGCGGCGAUCUGCAAAGAUCUCUCCAUUCCCUUCCAGUCUGACGUCGCCCUGAUCGAUCCCACGCGGGAUUGCGAGGCGGACAGUGAUAUUGUGUCCAUUGACUGUGUCGAUUCCUUGUCGAAUGCAUCACUGGAGACACUCACCAACUGCGACUCCCUGUCCAGGCGGGGUUCGAUUGUGAGCGAGGAGGGAUCUGUGACCAGCGAGGGUAGAUAUUCACUCCAGCUCAGCAUUGCUCAAGACAUUGACUACUUCUUCGACGCCGCCGUGGACUUCAGCCGAGCAAUGCAGGCGGAAGUGAAUGGACAGUACCAAGAGAGCUUUGAGUGCUACAAAAAGGGCAUCGACACACUCCUGACGGGUGCUAAGCAGGACAAAGACACUGACAGGCAGCAAAUGGCCAAAGACAAGGCCACCAAGUAUCUGAAGAGGGCGGAAAGUGUCUGUGAGAAUCACAUUGUGAAGAAACCACAGAGUUUUUCACCGUCAGAAACUCAGCCGUAUUCCCUGGAGCGACCGCUGGGUCACUUGUCGCGCUACAAAGUGGUGAAGAUUGUGGACACGGUGAUGCAGGUGCAGGACAAGACGGACAAGAAGAUCUACAUCAUGAAGGCAAUUGAGAAGCCACAGAGCAGCUACUUAUUCCUGGGUGCUUUUCUGCCACACAAGAUUCCCUACAUGGUGUCCUUGAUGGCCUAUUUUCAGUCAGAAUCUUCCAUCUACUUGCUUCUCAAUCAGGCGCCCGGGGGAAAACUCUAUGACUACAUCAGCACUUACAAACCAGGAGAGUUUCGCCCAGAGGAAGAGCCUGAAGAUGUCAAGAGAGUACCUGAAGUGACGGAGGAAAGCAAUGAGGAGGAAUCUCAUGAGGAACACCCACAAGAGGAGAUGGAAGACUCUCCUGAAGAGGAAAUGCGCAUUCCGCCACCAUCCUUUGACAUUCUCUCGAAGGACAUGGAUGUUCUGGAUUUGGUGCACUGUGCAAAAUCUCUCCUCAAGUCCGUUUCCAGCACUCUGAAGCAAUCCAAAGGCAUAGGAAGUGCCAUUGAAGCCAUUGAGGAACUUGUUCUUCCAUCUGGUCUCCAAGACAUUCCUGAAGAGGUGGAAAAUCCACCAGAAGAACCCAGCGCUGAGCCUCUAGAGGUGCUUCCCGAGGAUGUUUCAGUGGAGGAAGAAGGCGAGACACCAAAGAAAUAUCCCAUUCCUGAAGGAUGUGUUCGUCAGUGGGCCAGAGAGUUGGUUGUGGCAAUUGACUCUCUCCACAGGCACAAUGUUAUCUGCUGUGAUCUUCAUCCGGACAAUGUGCUGCUCGGCUCAGCCGGACAGCUUCUACUCACCUACUUCUACUGUCGCCCUGAUGCCACGGAGAAGUUCCUCAAGGAGGAGUCUGUGGCCGGAGGAUAUGUGGCGCCCGAGAGACCACUCACAGAGGUGUCAGACUGGUGGACAGUGGGAGUGAUUCUCUUUGAGAUCCUCACCAGGCACGCCUUCAUAGCUCUUCAUCCAGGGGAGAUUCUCACUUACUAUGAGGUUCAGUAUCCAGAAGUGGAGAUCUCCGAUGAGGCCAGGGCUCUUCUGGAUGGGCUGCUCCAGGUGAAUCCCAGUGAGAGAUUUGGCAUUGACGAGAUCCAGACGCACGCCUUCUUCCGCGACACAGACUGGGAGAGUGUCAGAUCGCUGGGCAGCCACUCGUAGCGUCCACAACACUUACUUCUGAGUAAUUUGUUCUCGUAUUUUAUUCUUUAACAACACCGUGAUUAUUUUAGCGAAUAAACUUGUCAAAUUAUUUUCCUCGUGAAGGAAGUCAAUA